AAAAAGGUACCUAUAGGCUACAGCGAAUGGCAUACGUGGUUCAGGUCACUUUCUGCCAGCUCCCCUGACAGCGCUAAGCAAGCAACCUCAAGUCUCCCGACUCCUUCGCCCGUCCUCGACUCUCGCCGUAUCAUCAAUCGCAACUCUUCCGACCUUCUCGACCACCCCCUUCCUCUUCUAGGGCCGUUGCUGUUGUCCGUAUCCGCCGUUUCCUCCACCCCCGGUCUACAAGAAAGACCCCGACCAUCGCGUGACCGUGCUCCGGUCCAUGAGGAGUCGCCAUCGUGCCCUCCCAUGUCCGAAAGAGGACGGAAGCCACCCUCGAGACAGCAUGCCGUUUCAAAUCGUUGCGCAGCCAACCUAGUCCCGAUUACUAUCUCUCCAUCUUUGGUUCGAUAGUUACAUUCGCCCACCAAACCAUCCCCCCUCUAAAAAAGAAAUCCGACUACAGUCCGGACUGCAUAUCAGUCCGCCCUCCCCUUCGCGAUGGACGCUCCAGCCACCGCCUCUCGACAGCCGACCGCCGAGGAACCCAGGAUGUCCCAAGAAUCGUCUCUCUCGACCGUUUCCACCACCAGUCUCGUCUUCGACCGCUUGCACGAGCAUAAUGAGAAGAGCUACCACUCUUCUUCCCAGCGCCGCCGCGCCCCGUCCGCCUCCCGUGGCGGCUACGCCGAUCACCCCUACGACGACGACGACGACGAGGAAAGGUACAAGGAGGCCGACACGAAUGACCUCGAGACGGGGCCCUUCCUCGCGCCCGCCAGCGUUAUGAUGCGCCGCGUGGGUGUCGAUCGCGGGCUGAAGAAGGUGAUACUGAUACUCGCCGCCGCCUUCCUCUUGGCAUGGGGAGCCGCCCUCUUCGUCUUCCUGUCCAACAAGUCGUAUAAGCACGCCAGCACCAUCGACCACGACCCGUCGGCGACCUCGCGCGGCUCCGGGAAGCCAGUGACGCUAGAUCAGGUCAUGUCCGGUUUCUGGUACCCGACGUCUCACUCCAUCAGCUGGAUCGAGGGGCCCAACGGGGAGGACGGCUUGCUGCUUGAGAAGGGCGCCCAGGGCAAGGGCUACCUCGCUGUGGAGGACGUGAGAUCCGGCAACAAGGACAGCCAGGUCUCGGCUGACGUCGUCCAGAGCCGUACCCUGAUGAAGAAUCCGUGGAUCAAUGUCGGUGGCCGGCAAUUGGUGCCCUCCGAUGCCCGCCCGAGCAAGGACAUGAAGAAGGUGCUCGUCUCGACCGACAGCCAGCGCAACUGGCGCUUCUCCUUCACCGCACUGUACUGGAUCUUUGACGUGGAAACCCAGACGGUCGAAGCUCUCGAUCCCGAGCACCCCGACGGCCGCGUGCAGCUUGCGACUUGGAGCCCUCAGAGCAACGCCAUCGUCUUCACCAGGGACAACAACCUCUUUCUGCGCAAGCUGGACGGUGACAAGAAGGUCACGCAAAUCACAAAGGACGGAGGGCCCGAGUACUUCUACGGCAUUCCCGAUUGGGUCUACGAGGAGGAAGUCUUCGCCGGCAAUAGCGCCACAUGGUACUCGGAGGAUGGCAAGUACGUCGCGUUCCUGCGAACCAACGAGACGGGCGUCCCAGAGUACCCCCUACAGUACUUCUUGUCGAGGCCCUCGGGCAAGGAGAAGCCUCCUGGCGAAGAGACGUACCCGGACGAGAAGCGCAUCAAGUAUCCUCGUGCCGGGAGCCACAACCCUGUUGUGGACCUCCUGUUCUUUGAUGCCGAGCGCGGCGACGUCUUCUCCGUCGAUAUCGACGGUGGCUUCGCGGACGACGACAGGCUCAUCAACAUGGUCCUCUGGGCCAACGACAAGGUCCUGAUCAAGGAGACCAACCGCGUGAGCGACAUCAUGCGGGUGGUGCUCGUCGACGUCGUUGCCCGCACCGCCAAGACCGUCAACACCAUUGACGUGGGCAAGCUCGACGGCGGCUGGUUCGAGAUAUCGCACACCACCCAGUUCAUCCCCGCCGACCCCGCCAACGGACGGCCGGAGGACGGCUACAUCGACACCGUCGUCCACGGCAACGGCGACCACAUCGCCUACUUCUCGCCGAUGGACAACGCCGAGCCCGUCUAUCUCACCGGCGGCGACUGGGAGGUCGACGGCGGGCCCUCCGCCGUCGAUCUGAAGAACAACCUCGUCUAUUUCGUGGCGACAAAGGAGUCCUCCAUCCAGCGCCACGUGUACAGCGUCCACCUCAACGGCUCCGACCUCAAACCCUUCACCGACACAAAGUUCGAGAGCUACUACGACAUCUCCUUCUCGAGCGGCGCGGGCUACGCCCUCCUGUCGUACAAGGGCCCCAAGAUCCCGUGGCAAAAGGUCGUCAGCACGCCGAGCAACCCCGUCAGCUACGAGCACGUCGUCGAGAAGAACGAGGACCUCGCCGAAAACGCCAAGAAGUACGAGCUCCCCAUCCUCAAGUACGGCACCCUCAAGGUCGACGGCGUCGAGCUCAACUAUGUCGAGCGCCGCCCCCCUCACUUCGACGAGAAGAAGAAGUACCCGGUCCUGUUCCAGCAGUACUCCGGCCCCGGGUCCCAGAGCGUGAACAAGAAGUUCGCCGUCGACUUCCAGUCCUACGUCGCCUCGGCGCUCGGCUACCUCGUCGUCACCGUCGACGGCCGCGGCACGGGCUUCAUCGGCCGCAAGAACCGCGUCCUCAUCCGCGAGCACCUCGGCUACUGGGAGGCCCGCGACCAGAUCGCCGCCGCCCAGGCCUGGGCCGCCAAGAAGUACGUCGACCCGGCGCGCAUCGCCAUCUGGGGCUGGAGCUACGGCGGCUUCAACACCCUCAAGACGCUCGAGAUGGACGCCGGCCGCACCUUCAGCUACGGCAUGGCCGUCGCCCCCGUCACCGACUGGCGCUUCUACGACUCCAUCUACACGGAGCGCUACAUGCGCACCCCCCAGCUCAACCCCUCGGGCUACGACCAGACCGCCGUCUCCAACGUCUCGGCCCUCGCCGGCAACGUCCGCUGGCUCAUGAUGCACGGCGUCAGCGACGACAACGUCCACUACCAGAACACCCUCACCCUCCUCGACAAGCUCGACCUCAACGGCGUCGAGAACUACGACGUCCACUUGUUCCCCGACAGCGACCAUGGCAUCUACUUUCACGGCGCCAACAGGAUUGUCUUUGAUAAACUCAGCAACUGGCUCAUCAACGCCUUCAACGGCGAGUGGCUCAAGGUCGCCGACGCGAAGCCCAUCGCCAAGCCCAAGGUGAAGGUGUAGAGAGUGGCGCCCGUCAUUGUAUCAUCUCUAUAGUGCGAUUUCUUUAUUUUUAUAUCUUUAUAGUAUGGAGUUUUAGGGGGGGAAGGUUGCGAAAGACCAAUUUCCUUUUUUUUUUCCUUUUACUAUUAUGAGAGUUCUUUUAUGCAUCUUCCGCCUGUUGGCGGGCAUCCAAUAGAGAAGGCCGUACGUGCAUGCGCACUGGGCGUACAAAGCGUGCCGUUGUUGACUAAUUACUACGGAGAGCACAAUGCCGCCCCUCCCCAAAACCUAAAUUCAUCAAAACUUUUCGUGAAUGGUAUCAGUGAGCCGGUGGAAUGCCAUUGUCUCGUUUACCUGCCCGUUUGAAUUUUUUUUCCCCCCGACGGAAAUAGGACGCUUUGC
Molecule: messenger RNA, 3633 nt
Organism: Colletotrichum navitas
Lineage: Eukaryota; Fungi; Ascomycota; Sordariomycetes; Glomerellales; Glomerellaceae
Product: dipeptidyl peptidase IV N-terminal region-domain-containing protein
Exons: 2
Coding region: 487-3252 (921 amino acids)
Biological process (GO): proteolysis
Cellular component (GO): plasma membrane
Molecular function (GO): serine-type peptidase activity; dipeptidyl-peptidase activity
Source: RefSeq, a predicted model, not a curated record